Talaromyces marneffei is the source of this 1578-nucleotide messenger RNA. RefSeq lists its product as uncharacterized. The transcript has 2 exons. Bases 1 to 1578 code for a protein of 525 amino acids. NCBI's taxonomy places the organism in Eukaryota, Fungi, Ascomycota, Eurotiomycetes, Eurotiales, Trichocomaceae. The record is from RefSeq and is a predicted model, not a curated record.
AUGAAGACCGCCACCAUCCUCCCUUUUCUUUGCGUCUUGGCUGCUGCGGCUCCAACUCUCAAUAAGGGCCCCGUGAAAGAUGUGCAUGGACUCCAGAAUUCCGGUGCUGGUGAUGCUGGUCGUGGCGAUUUCCACGGUGAAUCAACAGGGCACCAAUCGUCCGAAAGUGAGGACCAUGGGGAUAUGCUCGGCGGUCUGAAGAAGCGUCAGUCUUCUGGAAGCGGUGGUCUUGGUAGUAUCCUCGGAGACCUUGGCCUUGGCCAAAGCCAAGGAGGACCUGAAGGCGAACGUGGCGGUGCCUUUGGUGGACCACCAAGAAUGUCCCAAUCGUCCGGAAGUAGCGGUGGCCUUGGGAGUUUGCUCGGUGAUCUGAAGAAGCGUCAGGUUCCUAAUCCUGCUGAUCUCAUUGAAGACCUACUGGCAGAGCACGGAGGUAGUCACAUCCGAGGAUUUGAAGGCGAACGUGGUGGUCCGGAGAAGCGUCAAUCUUCUGGGAGCGGUGGUCUUGGUGGUCUCCUCGGAGACCUCGGCGGUAGCCAUAGCGAAGGAUCUGAAGGCGAACGUGGAGGUUUCUUUGGUGGACCACCAGGAAUGUCCCAAUCGUCCGGAAGUGGUGGUGGUAGUGGUGGCCUUGGGAGUUUGCUCGGUGAUCUGAAGAAGCGUGAAUUCCCCGGCCCUGAGGGUCCUUUCUUGCAUCGACCUGGACCGGAUAUCAAGAAAGAGGGCCCUCAUCCUGGGCCCAAGCCCGGUCUUGACUAUUUCAAGAAACUUGCCGGCGAGGGCGCGAAAAAAAAUGAAACUUCUGAUUCCAAGAAGAGCGACUCCAACAACAGCAACUCUAACGACGACAACGACAACAACGACUCCGACUCCGACGACUCCCUCGUCAACGUCCUCGACGGCUCCGAUGCCGCCGUGACUCAAAACGCGCAGAACCUCACCGUCGGCGCCCUCAGACACAAACGUCAACUCCUCAAAGACUUGGGCGGAGAGCCAGAAUUCGGCAACAGAAAUGAGGGCGAGGACGACGAGGACGAGAGCCCUUUGAAUAUACUUGAUGGCUCAACUCUGCAGAUAGACCACAACAUACAGAAUAUAACUAUCCUCCGCCGCUACGAGUCCCACCACCAGCAACAGCAGCACCAGGGUCAUCAUCAUGAAUCCGGCUCCCUCGCCACGAAAACGAAGAGAUGGUUCAGCGCUCUUUUCGGACGGCGUGCGCCUGAAAAUGCCGCUGUCUUGCGUCGACGACAAACCUCAUCGUCAACGUCAUCUGCGUCUGCGGUUCCAUCUACGUCCUCUGGACACACACGACGACCAAUUCUCAACGCCGCGGACGGCGACAACACCACCGCCAACGACAAUUACAAGGAAGACGAGGACGCGCUCAUCAACGCCGCCGAUGAUUCAGGAAUGGACAUCAGCAAGAAUAUAGAAAACAUCACUAUCCUCAAACACCGACGCGGCUCCAAGAAAGGCGACAACCGUGACGAUGACAAGGCAGUAACCAACGUUCUGAAUGGUUCUGAGCUAGAAACGAAUGAGAAUGCGAAUAACGUUAAUGUCGCUGAUCUUUAG